AUGCCCAUCAUUCUGAGGAAAUUUUUGAUAAAUAUAUUAUUCGGGUUGCAGAUGGAUAUAAAAUUUCUUAUGAAGAUUUAUUAUCCAAAAUCUUAAUUGCCUGUGCUGAUAUUAUAUACUUUGAUUUAAAACAUCUCAUAACUUUAAAUGCUUUUACCUUAGAUAAGACCUUAGAGGAUUUGUGGAAAAAGUUGCUGAGAGAGUUGGAAAACCAUAUUCAAAAUUCAUUGAUAUAG
Molecule: messenger RNA, 236 nt
Organism: Racocetra persica
Lineage: Eukaryota; Fungi; Glomeromycota; Glomeromycetes; Diversisporales; Gigasporaceae
Source: the annotation of a GenBank genome assembly